GCAGUAUGCGUGUACGUCGAUUAUAAUCGUGAACGUUUCACGUGAUCGUCUUACAAAUUCAUAUAUAUAUAUACGACGAGUCUAAUAUAAAAUACAAAAUACAAACAGAAAGAAAGAGACAAUACAUCGAACCAUUAUUAUGUGUUACAUUAAACCAAUUUUAUGUGUAUAAAAAUCUUGAAAAAAGCAAAAGAAGAGUGCUCAAGGUUUUGGAACAUCGAUAAAAUAGUUUAUAAGAGGUGGUAGCCUCAGCCGGUAAACGAGAAAUCUCGAGACGAAAAUCAUCCUCGGUUCCCCCUACAGGGAAGACUUAACCAGAGUGCGCAGGAGCUCCUUCCGGAGAGGGGGCGGCCCACGAUCGACGGGAGGCUUUGUGAGCCACUGCUGAAUUGCGCACACGCGCGGAAUUUCCCGGGAAUCGGGUUUUUCCGGGUCUCUAACACGGUUCUCCCUCGUUCGGCUCACUCGAGCGUCCGACGCGCGACACGGCAACAGGUGACGACCGGAGGCAGAUUACCAGAAUCUACCAAACCAGCGACAGCAUCUACGGGCUAAGUGUCAUCACGUUUUCUCAAGUGUCCACACGCGUCGCGUUCGAAUCAAAUACGCGCGUAAAAGAAAAAACAAUUCCCUUCAGAAAUUUCUCGAUCUUUCGAUUCGUUGACACGAAAUUUUUAACUGGAUAAUUUUGACCUGAUAUCGUUGCUGUUGGACUUCAAAGAAUCUUCGAAAGGAAGAUUGGGGAUCGUGAAAAAGGAAACGGAAGAACCAGCGAGGGAAAAUGAGCGUCGAAGACGCCAUCAAUUAUAAGCCCAGCGAGGAGGAGGAUUACUAUGCUCUGCUCUCGUGCGACGAGUCCUCGACGGUGGAACAAAUCACGGCAGAGUAUAAGGUGCUGGCUCUUCAAUAUCAUCCGGACAAGAACGAAGGUGAUAAGGAAGCUGAACGGAAAUUUCAGCAAUUGCAGCACGCGAAAGAGGUUCUCUGUGACCCUGAGCAAAGGAGCAACUAUGACAAAUGGAGGCGUAGCGGGAUCGCCAUCAGCUACAAGCAAUGGCUUGGAAUGAAGGAUCACGUGCAUCAGUCGAUGCACUGGAGCAUACCGAAGACGAAGGAUCGCAUGCUGCAGGACGCGGCCGCCGAAUCUGCUGGUUCUCCUGGUCACACUAGCAAGGUGCAACCGGCGAACGCUCAUAGAAGAGCUUCGGAGGGUGGCGCGAACAUCUACUACGGUGCACGUCGUGACCUUGGCUGGGACUCGGAGGCGUCUAACGAGGUGGUAAACAAGUUCCGCAACUACGAGAUCUAAAGGUGCGACGUCGUUCUCCAAUUUCUGGUCGUCGUCUGGACCAACGAUCGCUCGCUCUGUGUGUCUACCUUUUUUCUUUUUUUCUGCGAAGUAUAUCGAACGGAACAAACGGAUGAGGCAUCAUAAGCAAACGUAAUGAAUUACGGAUACACCGUCUCGUUGUGAAUUUACCGCUCGUUGUUGUCCAACCGAGAGAACCUGAAGGAAGGAUGUUGUUGAGUUUGAAUUGAGAUUUUGAGCGAAGAUCAUGUUUCUGUUAUCGUUAACUUUGCAAAACGUUUGGUCCUUUUUUUUCUUUUUGUCAUUGUUAUUAUUCGACUAGUAUCGUUAUUAAGAAAGAAGAAUACUAAUUUUACCAUUGGGUGAGUUUUGUUGAUUUUGAAGUGGAUAAAGACUGUAUUUAUUGCAAGUGUUCGGAGGAAGAUAUUUGAAGAUUCUAGUUCGUCUUUUAAUAUGUUAAAUAUGUACGAUGCAGAUUAUCCAUGGUCGAGAGCAGUUUCUGUUCAAGUCGGUAACGCUUUCUGCGAAUAUAAAAUAAAUAACGGCACGAGCUAUCGACAGCAGACGCAGAUUGAAUGGAAUAUUAUGCGAGAGUGGCAGGGAACGUGCCAAGAUGGAGAACAUACUCGAUAUGAAAACUGUGCGAUCAUCCAAGUGGAUACUUUGUAAUUUGAUCGAUCAUACAGUAUAUGAAUUUGCAAAGGCCGAAGUAAAUACGCUGCAAAUCUUCUUCUCUUGAAAUUCUUAUGACUAUCGAAAUUUAAAAAAUUUCGAUAAUUAAUUUCUAUUGCCUACGUUUGAAAGAUUUCACAAUAUUUAAUUGGAAUUCUUAAUAUUCACAACGAUGAAAUGCGAGUAAUCGAGCAGGAAUAAAUUGAACAGCAAAAGUCGGCAACAAGUAUACGAUAUAACAUAUCGAUUCUGCUUUAGAGAUCUUUUUACGGAAGAAGAAAGAGGGAAACCAGAGGGAAACUCGUUUAAAGUUCCAGACGAGAAAAGAGGAUGCUCUCGAGGUUUCUCGAAAGAAGUGUCACAUUUUUCUUAUUUCCAUUUCUUCCUUAAAGUUUUGUUUAAGUGUGACGAAACAGAGCGACAAGGAAGAGAAGAAUAUUGAAGAAAGCAAAAAGAAGAAAUGAGGGCGAGAAAAAUCGAAGGAUUGGCUAGACGGUGCUUGAAUGUCGUAUCAAGAGAGAAGCUAAAAUCCACGAUUCCACGAAGGGAUUCAAACGUAAGAAAAUAACUCGUUGUUUCUACUAUAACGUUACUCGCGAUAGAAUUUCCUUAAGUGGUCCAGUUCGAGCUGAAUGUAUUUCAGUUUUUAAAUAAUCCUAAGGAAUAAUGUAGAAAUUUUGUUGCAUUAUAACAUUCAUAUGUUUUUGAAUUUUUUUACUUAUUGAAUUGGGAAUAAUAAGAGAAUAAUGUUGCUUUAUUUUGGUGAAAUUAAUUGAUGAUAGAUUGUCCUGAUUUUUAUUAACAAUUCUUAACAUUCACCUAUCUCAUUUAUUUAAAAUUAAUUAGAAUUAAAAUACACAGUUGGUUUUUAAACCAGAAUCUCAUAUAUUCUGUGAAAAAAUAUCAUCCUGAUAAAAAGUAUAUACUUCGUUUUAAAGUAUUUAUUCAUAAAUUUUAAGAAAAAUCAGUGACGAGAAAUACAAAAAUUCGAAGAAAUUAGUCGAGAAACGUUCCUAAUCUCAAGUUGCGAAGAUAAUUCAAUUCAAUUGACAUUCCUUCGUAUCACUCUUUGUAAAGUAUGUACGAUUUCCAAGGCAGUGAUUUGUACCACUUAAGUAGUACUUCCAUCGUCGAGUAGCUAGAAGAAAAAAAGUAACUCGUUGUUUCUACAUUGAGUAUUCUUCAAUGGAACGCUUGAACAGUUUAGACGUCGAAUCACAAAAGCUUCGUACGCGUGAAUAUCGAAAUAUAUUCUGGAUCUUUUCCAAGCGAAACAUUGUUAGCUUUUGUGCCGUUGAAGAUAAGAUCGUCGAAUAAACUGAUUAAGCAUAGUUAUUCCAUUGUUGAGCAAAUCGAUGACGGCGCACCUUGUACCUGUGUCAAACGCAAAGUAUAUAUCGUUUUUUCUCGAUCACAAUUGGAUGUUCGAAACCUUCACGAUCCCAUAGAUCUCACGUCGUACUUUUCUGUAGUUAAAUCAAUCCUUUCGCUGAAAGAAAAUAUAUCGAAUAGACACUAAUUUAUUAUUAUGUGAGCCUUUAAUACAUAAAUGUUCGUUAAUAGAAUUGCGAACGAGUCUUAUUCAUCUCGAUCAUAUUCAUUUUUGUCGGUCUCCCACCCUUCUUCUUUUACGUAAAAUAUUUUCCAAUUAAAUCUUAAAAUAUCACCAGGACCAUACCGAAAAGAAUUCAUCGUCAAAUAUUGUCCUUUGCUUUCGAUUAAUCCACUUCGACGCAGACUGAAAACGGGAACAACGUACCAAAGCACGGAGGAUCAACUUUGCGACGAACAAUCUAAAUUUUCGAGAGGAAACUCGAUGGAAUUAAAACGCUAGAGCUUCGAUUUAUCAAUUUUCCCUCAGGCAAUUUCUAAAAAUGUCAGUAGUUUUAAAAAGUUACGCUUUAUAUCCACGUUAUUUUACGUUCAUUCAUCAGCGAAAGGAUUUAAUAGCACUUUUGAUUUAUUAUCAACAGACUGCGGAUGUUUAUGCAUUUAUGAGAAAUUUAAACGCGAAAAAAUGUAUAGAACGUACAUAAUACGGAGAAAUAUAGUUCUUGACAAGAGAUUUUACACUUCACGCUUCGUAAUUUUCAUGAAGUUUCUUUUAUUUUGUUACAGCAGUUAUAUUCAAGACCAUACAAUUACGAUAUUAGUUAACGAAAACAAUACACUUUUUACUCGUAUACUCAACAUCCCUGAAUCGCAUUUUUUAUUGAAAAUUAUUUAUUAUUUUGAAGAAACUUUUAGCAAUUCACAUCGGCUGACAAAAUAUCCAAAAUUUAUUAUAAUAUUUAGGUGAUACAAGUCACUACCUAAGAUCCAUUUUUUCGCUUAUAUUCUCAAAAAUUUGUAUAAAAAUCCACAGUCUAGUUAUCAUUCUCUCAUCGUCGAUAGAAUCCCAUCUCACUACAGCGAGUUACAUUAUUCGUUCGUACACUCUGUCUCAAGAGCAACCGGUCUCGUGAUUUCUCGAUUCAUAGAUUAAGUUUGGUUUUUCGUUUCAAUCACCACGAAUACGAAUAUAUCGAUAGCUAGUCGACGAGGAAUUUUUCUAAUGCACUUGAACGUCGUCGUUGCGUUCCGCGUAAUUAAGGCACGUAGACGUAGAAGCUAAUGAUUGGUGGCCGAAAAUAGCAGCAGUCGACUCAUACGUAUCGAUGUGACCUUUCGAUAUUAGUAUGUAAGGCUCCGAGGUACGGCUUAAAACGAUCCUGUCUCCUCGAAUUUAUUUUCACCCGUGUCCAGAUAUCGUUUCUUUUCUUCUUUUUUAUUUUAUCCUUAGCUCACUCGAACUUUACAUAGAAUCGUUCGAUCGGUCGUUUCGUCUGUGUGGAUUUUCAAAACCGGACCGAGGAUUCGGGAACGUAGAUCGGUCGGAAAGCGGGGGAGGACGGGGGGGGGGAUAAACGAGGAAUCAAAAGUAGAGACAACGUAUAUCGAUGGCAAUGCUGCGAAAUUUUUGCGAUGAAAAACCGGAAACGUAGCGAGUGUACCGUUGUCGAGAGUACUUGAGUCGAAUGACGCCACGCGCUAUCGAUCACGGACGAGGAAAAAAUAAAACGAAGAAAAAGUGGUAAGGUAGGAGUCGCUGAUCUAUUUUAUAAAGCAAGAAAACAAGGAUUGCCCGAAAGAAUGGGAAGGUUAAAAGAAAAAUCGAUAGUGCGUGUACGUGUUGAAGUUUAAAGAUCAGAAUCGGCUUCGUUCUCGAGUUUCUAUGACGUAAAACACGUGUAAUUAUUUGUAAGGUAAAAGUAACGUCGAAUCGUAAAAGGGAACCAACUAUUAAAUAUAACAUGAAAAUAGAGAAAAAGAAAGGAAGUAAAAAAGAAAUAUAUAUAUAUAGUUGUCCAAAGUCGAGAACGAGAGAUCGAUCUUCGAGAUCUCAUCACACUACCCGUGUAUCUGUCUUUAAAGAAUGAGAGGAAAAGAAAAAAAACGGAACGAUAAAGCAAAUUUCGAAAAUAUUCUGUACGUGUGUUGUUUCCACAUCUAUAUUUUUCUAGACGCGUCUCCGCGAUUCCGCCUCGUGGAACACUGUACCUUCUAUCGAUUUAUUAUUUCCACGCGAUCGACUUAUCGAUGGUAUCGUGCAUCCAGCCGAGGGCUGGGAGAAACCUGUCGUUCGAUGAAAAGAAAAAAAAAAAAGAAGAUACCGUGGGCACGGAAUUUUUUUCGUGCUAAACGUUGCUACAGUUUUUACGGAGUAUUCGAUAAAAAAUUGCUUGCUUUUUUAAGGUUCCUUUUCUUUUGUCUUAAAUAGAAAGCUUAAUGGAAUAUUUUGUAAUUCACUCUAGUCUUUAGUCCUUCUUUUUUCCUUUGAGAAUUUCACGAAGGUAUACUUACGAUCUUUUAAAAUUGUAAUACGAUUAAAUUUUAUACGUUUCUAGGAAAAAUAUUAUAAUUAUGUAUGCCUCUCUUUGAAAAUAUGAUUAAUAUAAGAUAUUAAUAAAAUGUAAUUAAAGAUGAAGGUAUAAAGCGAUGGUUUCUUCUCUCCUCGUAAACGCGCGAAUCUCUGUUAUGUACGUAUAAAUAUACAAAUAAAUAUACAUACACACAUAUAUAUAUAACGUAUAAGAUAUAUAAAUAUAUUAUAAUCGUCACGCGCUGGACGACGCGACGAUAUGUAUCUAUGCGAUUAAAGGUUCAAUAAAUGUGUUUAAUUAAGAA
Messenger RNA from Bombus terrestris (buff-tailed bumblebee), 6148 nucleotides. It is a transcript of the gene jdp, whose product is annotated as J domain-containing protein. Gene Ontology annotation, cellular component: cytoplasm. The record is from RefSeq and is a predicted model, not a curated record. NCBI's taxonomy places the organism in Eukaryota, Metazoa, Arthropoda, Insecta, Hymenoptera, Apidae. The transcript has 5 exons. Bases 782 to 1309 code for a protein of 175 amino acids.